UUUUUGGCACCUUCAAUGUCUGACGAGGAGCAGCUGGCUGGACUGAUCGAGCAAAUCGAGACGCUGGACCUCGAGCCUGCCGUCCUUGAGCAAGCUGGGCUUCGCCUCUUGAAUCUGGCGCGCCAACGCGCGUCGUGUGAGGCGACCGCAGUGCUGUCUGAUCCCGACCUCCUCGCGCUCCUGUUCACGCGCAUGUCCAACGACGCGAUCUCCGCGGCACGCAAAGUGUGCCACAGUUGGCGAGGGAUCGCCGAUGACGAGAUUGCGCGCCUGCGAACGCUGCGACUCCAAGACGCCCUCCGACUUCCCAUCGAUGGAUCAACGGACAAGGCUUAUUUAGGCCUCGUUGCCCUCCCUGGCAAUGAGCUGUGCAUCUCCGACCAGACCGGGAAUCGGCUCAUUCUCCUGAAGGUGCAGCGGGGCCAGGUGCUUCAGCGCCACAUCGGCCGCCGUGGCCUCGGCCCCGGUGAGUUUGAGGGCCCUCGGGCCCUGGCCACCGACGGCGCUGGCGCGGUUUUCGUGGUCGAUCAUGGAAACGCGCGCGUCCAAAAGAUCGCGACGCGAACGGGGCGCCCCCUGCGCUGCACGUCAACGCACGCAAUCCAUCCGCAGUACACCAACCGAGGGCUGGGCGCCAUCGCCUUCCAUACGGAGCUGCAGCAGCUCUUUCUCGUCAACUCGUACACGCGCGAGGUGAGUGUGUAUGACGCGUCGCUCGGGCUGCAGCGCGUGUUCAGCACGCCCCAGGGCUCCCGGCCGUGGGGAGUCGCCGUCAGUAUCGACCGCUUGUACAUCGCCGACAUGCAGCUGGGCUGUAUCUACGCCUUCUCGCUGGGCGGUGAGCUGCUGCAGACGUUUGGAAAGGGCGUUGUGUUCGAGGCGAUACACCUUAUCGUCAUACACGAGAGGCUGGUCACGAACGACAUAGAUGCGGCCUUCUCCAUGGACAACGGUGCGGCAUUUGUCGCCUUUUCCCUCGACGGGCGGCUCAUGCAGACCAUCUCUGAGCAUUCGGAAGACGGUGAUCAGAUAGGCGGCCGGUGGAUGCAGGCCGUCGCUAGAAGCCACGACGGCCGCCAUCUCAUGGGUCUGAUGUCCCGGUGGAUUGGUGACGACGACGAAAGCGACGAGCGCGACGGGGAGGGACGCAUCCUCCGCAUUUGGGGACCGCCUGAAGCCAUCACGCAGCCUGAGGUCACCGACAGCCUCAAGGUAGAGCCGCUACAGAGCCUGCUUAGCAGUCUCUAAACUAUGCAGAUGCACUGCAGCCGCUCGUCAGGCUGGUCAGCUCGGCCCGACGGAGUGAUCUCGCACACGGCGGACACAUCUAAACACAUGUGCGAUGUGCGGAGGGACAGCAUGUGUGUGUGCCGAUAUAUGAUAUGUGUGUUCACGUGUGCUGCCACACCCCACAGAGUAAAUAAAUGUGUGUGCAUGUGCAUAU
Emiliania huxleyi CCMP1516 is the source of this 1444-nucleotide messenger RNA. RefSeq lists its product as hypothetical. Gene Ontology annotation, molecular function: protein binding. The record is from RefSeq and is a predicted model, not a curated record. Lineage: Eukaryota; Haptophyta; Isochrysidales; Noelaerhabdaceae. The transcript has a single exon. The coding region runs from base 16 to 1248 and encodes 410 amino acids.